AUGGUCUCCGAAGACCGCCAAAGAGUCAUUGAGACCAACCGGUCUCUGCGCAACAUCAAGAAUGAACUCGAAUCCCUCCUCGAAAAAGGUGUAAUCACCGACGAAGCCUACGACACCAUCUCGGGCCUCCUCCCCGCCGAGUCGUCGUUCAACUCGCGGUCUACCCCCGCCCCUCGCACCAAUCCCUCCUCCCUUCCCACUCCAGCUGCUACCCCCUCCGCCGCUGUCCCUCCCACAGCAGCAAUGGCAGCCCUCUCAGUAGGCGGCAACCCCAACCCUCCCCCUUCAUACGCCCAGUCUACCGGCCCCCCUGCCCUCCCGGGUCGGAACCCUCCCCCUGCUAGUGCCCCGACCAAACCGAUCAUCGCCCACGCGAGAGCGCUUUACAAGUACAAUGCCGCCGACGCGAGAGACUGUAGCUUCGACAAGGACGAUAGGGUUGCUGUGUUUGAGUAUAUGAAUGCGGAUUGGUGGAUGGGGAGGAAUCAGCGGACGGGGCAGGAGGGGAUUUUCCCACGGUCUUACGUUGUGGUGGAGGACGAAAAGGCUGCUCAACCUGCGGCGGUUCUUUAUCCUCCCCAACAGCCGGUCUAUGGUCAGCCUGCUCCGGGGGCGUAUGGAGGGGGUUAUCCGGGUGCGCCACCGCCCGGGCAGCCGUAUCAGCCGCAUGAUCAGGGGCAGCAACAGCAGGGAGAAGAAGGGGGGAGUAAGAUGGGUGAGCAUGGGAAGAAGUUUGGAAAGAAAUUGGGCAAUGCGGCGAUUUUUGGAGCGGGUGCGACGAUCGGGUCCAAUAUUGUGAACUCUAUCUUUUAA
Messenger RNA from Podospora anserina S mat+, 813 nucleotides. RefSeq lists its product as uncharacterized. NCBI's taxonomy places the organism in Eukaryota, Fungi, Ascomycota, Sordariomycetes, Sordariales, Podosporaceae. The transcript is spliced from 2 exons. The record is from RefSeq and is a predicted model, not a curated record. Gene Ontology annotation, molecular function: protein binding. Gene Ontology annotation, cellular component: ESCRT-0 complex. The coding region runs from base 1 to 813 and encodes 270 amino acids. Gene Ontology annotation, biological process: protein transport to vacuole involved in ubiquitin-dependent protein catabolic process via the multivesicular body sorting pathway.